AUGCACAUUUCAGUGGAUUUGAAUGCUUCUUUUGCAGUGCAUGCUGGCAGUUGCGUGUGGCGGCUGUUGUCUUCUUCCGUGGCCAUGAGGAGAAGGAAGGGAGAGGGAGUGCGCAGCCCGCGUCUCCUUUCCUGCGGGUGUGGAGCACCGCGUGUGGCUGCGUUGAGUUGGGCUCCGUGUCCCAUUGAGGGCGGGAUGGCUGGAAAUUUUGUUGCCGCGUCAUGGAUGGCUGAGGGUCCACUGGCGGCUGUGGCUGGUGUGGUGGGUCCUCGCUCCGUGUGCGUUGUGUGGGCGGCCACGUGUAACACACUGAGUGAUCUUCGUCCUUCCAUUGGCGCCAUGAAAUUUUAUCCGAAGUACAUGACCGACACGGCGUGGAGCGUUCGCGUUGCCGCUCACGAAAUUGCGCAUGCACUUGGGUUCAGCCAGGAUAGUAUUGAAAGAAACAGCAUCGAAACUUUUGAAAGAAGUGUGCGUGGGACGCACCGCAGGAUGGUGGCAGGGAAUCACGUUCAGGAGAAGGCGAAAGCGCACUUUGGUUGUGACUCUCUCGAGGGCAUGGUGCUGGAGGACGAAGAUGGCCCUCGGGAAAAAGAAAUCCCUCACUGGAAGGGACGCCACGCGCGGGACGAGCUGAUGGCCCCCACAGUUGUUGCCGGCUACUACACGGCUCUGACGAUGGCGGUGUUUGCGCAUAUGGGAUACUACCGCGUGAAUUGGAGGAUGGCGGAGCCGAUGAGCUGGGGCCAUCGCAGUGGCUGCGACUUCCUGGUCAAUAAGCGCAAUACAACCAAUAAUCUUGCCGCCAAGUAUCCUCACAUGUUUUGCGAUGCUAAAGACACAGAGACGCUUCGCUGCACCUCCGACCGCCGUCACGUUGGUACGUGCACCGCAAGCAUCGUUGAGGACAAGGGGAGUCUGGUGGAUAAGGACGUUUGCCCUGUUGUUUCUUUGGAAUUUCACGAAGUCUCGUCUGGGACAACGUACAGGACGUGCUCGGACGAAAAUGUGGAUUAUCUCAGUGGGUCGCUGACUGGCGGUGGCUCGUGGUGCCUGGACGCAGAAUUACUGGAGACGAAGGACGGUGAUGGCCAUAAAAGCGUCAAGGGAGUGUGCGCGCAGGUGUCGUGUGGGGAGGGCACAGUGAGGAUGAGGCACCUCGGCAGCAGUGUUUUCCAGCCUUGCCCUGAGGACACUGACAUCCCAGUGGCGUUUAAAGAUUUUCAGAAAGGUGGGAAGAUCAAGUGCCCCACGCACGGCGAGGUGUGCACCAUUGCCGCGAACGGCAGCAGUCUUGUCGUUCCGAGUGCGUUGGUGGGUGGACAGGGUGACGAGCAAGAGAAGGAAGCAGAAGAGUCUGCGGUUGCUUCAGGGUCGCCCUCUCAGGAGGAUACUCGUCCACAGUUGUCUCGUGUGGCGUCUGGUGCCUCCAUUGAGAAGGAGCCUCCCGGUGCUUCGGCAGCGGGUGUCGCUGGUGGUGGCCUUCAUGCCGGUCCGAGGGGUGAUCCGGGGUGCGGACCGAAAGUGAGGACAACACUCAGCGGCGAGGGAGGAGACCUGGCAGUGGGAGCGAGGGAGCCAACAGAGCCUCCGGCCCCGACGCCUUCUUUGCGCCAUCGCCCGGCGAGGACGUUGCACGAGCGGAGGGCGACCCGCGGGCGGAUUGCCCAGCGGUGGUUCCCAGUGCCUCCGUGUCUGCCACUCCGAUUCCGUCCGUCAACAGCGACGAUUUUCAGGCGAUACCCGAUGCGUUGGUACAGCAGGUCGACAGUGUUGUGUGGCUGCUGCUACCGCUGGCCUCAUUCCCUUUGUGCCUCUUUUUGUGGUCGCUGUGGCGGUAGUGGUGGUGCCUCUUUGAGCAGCCGCGGCGGCUGGGCGCAAUGA
Trypanosoma cruzi is the source of this 1884-nucleotide messenger RNA. Its product is annotated as surface protease GP63, putative. Gene Ontology annotation, cellular component: cytoplasm; membrane. Gene Ontology annotation, molecular function: metalloendopeptidase activity. The transcript has a single exon. Gene Ontology annotation, biological process: proteolysis; cell adhesion. The record is from RefSeq and is a predicted model, not a curated record. NCBI's taxonomy places the organism in Eukaryota, Euglenozoa, Kinetoplastea, Trypanosomatida, Trypanosomatidae. The coding region runs from base 1 to 1884 and encodes 627 amino acids.